Molecule: messenger RNA, 4744 nt
Organism: Parus major (Great Tit)
Lineage: Eukaryota; Metazoa; Chordata; Aves; Passeriformes; Paridae
Gene: GPALPP1
Product: GPALPP motifs containing 1
Exons: 8
Coding region: 66-1118 (350 amino acids)
Source: RefSeq, a predicted model, not a curated record
GCGGGAGCAGCGGAGCGGAGCGGGACGGGGAGGGCGGCCGGGCUGCCCCCGCAGCCGCUCUCGCCAUGGCCCGCCAGCUGAUCGGCCCCGCGCUGCCGCCCGGCUUCCCGCGCCGCGCCGAGGCCGAGCCGGGCGAGGACUUCAGCCAGGUUGCAGGACCAGCACUCCCUCCAGACUACAAAAGCAGCUGUAGCUCAGAAACUCCUGACAGUGAUGAUGACUCAGAAUCUCUUCCUCUACCCAGAGAUGCAAACAGAGAUUCUGAAGAAGAGACAGAAGGAGAUCCAGCACCCAAGAAGCCAAAAAGAAUUCAUGAAGACGAUGAUGAUGAUGGCUUUUUUGGGCCAGCUCUUCCUCCUGGAUUUAAAAAACAGGAUGAUUCUCCAGAGAGGCCCAUUAUAGGCCCUGCAUUACCACCUGGCUUUAGGAAACCCUUAGAGGACACCAGGAGUAGCAGAUGUCUCAUAGGACCUUCCGUUUCAUCAGAAUCCCGUCCCCAGCUAACAGAUAGUAGCGAGGAUGAAGACAAUUUUAUAGGCCCAAUGCCUGCAAAAGGACCAGUGGAAUCUGAUGUGGCUCAGGAUUUUGAACGCAGAGCUCAGAGAAUGAAAGAAAAGCUUACUUCAGCAGACAGCGAUGAGCCCAAACAAGUUGCCAGGGAAUCAUGGAUGACAGAGCUUCCACCUGAGUUGAAAAGCUUUGGAUUUGGCCCAAGAACAUUCAAGAGACGAGCUGAUGACAAAUCAGGUGAUAGAUCUAUUUGGACAGAUACUCCAGCUGACAGAGAGAGAAAAGCCAAGGAAAGAGAAGAGACAAAAAUGUCAAGCAGCAAGGAUAAUGAAGAAAUAGUAUUAUCUGGAAGGGACAAGAGGCUUAUUGAGCAGGUGACUUCAUACAAUGAGUCAAAGAGGUCAGAGUCUCUCAUGGACAUACACCAGAAAAAGCUGAAGAGCAAAGCAUCUGAAGAAAAGAGCAAACCUCAGGAAAGAAGGCCAUUUGACCGAGAGCAGGAUCUCAAAGUCAAUCGCUUUGAUGAAGCACAAAAGAAAGCUCUUAUAAGAAAAUCCAGAGAUCUGAACAGUAAAUUUGAGCACAGUAAAGGCAACAUGUUUUUAUAAGAUGAAAGCAUUAAGCUUUUUUGAAGUGAAGUAAAUUAAAAUUUGAAUAGUUAAUUUUUGUAAGUAUUUUUCUGUAAAUAUUUGUAUGCAAAAUAAAUAUCCUGAUGUUUAACUAUUUUUCCUUGUCUGUAAAUACCCUCUUAGAUCUGUAAGUACCCUCUGUAUUAAAACUAAACUGUUAAAGGAAAGUCCUGGUAUAAAAAACAAAAAUAUGAAUUUGCUACUUUAAAACUUUGAUACGAUAUUUUUUUUUCUUGUUAGCAUAAAAAAAUUAAUUAAAAUAGGGGUUUUUUUUUAAGGAGCUCUAGAUUUAAUCUUGCAAGGGGGUUGGCACUUUUCCCUUUUCUCCUGCCAUGCUGAAGAUACUCUUUCUGAGCCUGACCUGAAGGCCGUGAAAAAAUCACCUUUAUGUGCAGAACAUUGCCUGACUGGAAUUCCCACUGGGGAGUAUAAACUCAAAUGGCAGCUUUUACAUUUGCCUAGUGCUUUCAUUUCUGUGAUUCUAUGUCUGUACAUAAAUACAGGUUUAUAUGUAUGCAGUAUAGUUUCUGUACUAUAGCAGAAAGAGCAGGAGUAGUAAAACCUCAAGGUUUUCAGAGUUAGUUGUAAAAUGGUAGUAUAUGAGAAGAGAAAAUCUAAUUUGAGUUUCAAUCUGUAGGGAUUGUCAUCAGAAAUCCAUCUUUUUUUAAGCACAUACAAGGUGAAAAUCAAAAGAAGGCUUAUUUUGUCCAUUAAUUUGCAUACCAGAACAGCUCUUCUGUAAGGAAGGAAAUAAAUCUGACAUUUGAAAAAGUGUACAUUCAUGUUUAGAUUUCUUUACCUCUUCUGUGGGUGAGCAGCAGAAAGGGUUGUUAAACCUUGCAGUGGGCUGCUCGGAGAGGUGGUGGAGUCAGCAUGCCUGAAGGUGCUCAAGAAACUACUGGAUGUGGCACUUGAUGCUUUGGUCUACAAGGUGGUCAUUGGUCAAAGGUUGGACUCAAUGAUUUAGAAGUCUUUUCCAACCUAAAUGAUUCUGUGUUAAUUAUUUAAAAUUAGACCCGUAUUUUUGCCCUUUGUCUCAAAUGUUUAGGAUCUUUCUUAAGCAGUUUCUUAAGGUAUCUAUACGUGGAAACAAUUUUAUAUAUGAGAUGCUGGCAAUUUGUUUGGAAAUAUAAAUACUGUGGGGUUUGCUGUAAUUUGAAAAAAAUUCCUGUAAUUUGGAAAAAGGCUACCCUGAGAGAUGGUGUCUGGGUUACUUCAUGUUUAAUAGAGUGGUGACCUAACAAGCUCCAGAAAUGAAUAGUUAAAAACUUGGUGUUAUUUUAUUACAUUUGUGUGUGAGCUGGAGACACAGGCUUCAUGUGCUGAGAAGUCUUGGAGAGUUUCCAAUAUUGCAAAUGAGUGCUUAUGUGGAAUGUAUUUAGAUACCUUUUUUUUUUUUUUUAAUGGACAAUUUAUUUUGCCAGCUGAAAAAUCUGCUGCCUUCAGGAGAAAGAGAGAUUGAUUUUGUAUUGUCUUCACUUUUUAUCAGUUUUCAGUUUCUGAGCCUUCUGUUUUGAGGUGAAAGGAGGGUUUAAAUAGGGGCUAUUUAUUUUUCUUCUGAUACAGACUUCUAUUGCCUCAUACUUUUUUAAUUCAACAAGGCCUCAUUAAGAUUCUACUUUCUUCACUAAUGUACAUUUCUUUAUUGGACAAGCAGUAUUAGAAAUGUCUGGGAUUUUUUUAGGCAACUGAAGCGAUGACAGGGUGAGCAUAACAUGACUAGCUAAAUCUUCACAGCUGAGAAAAAGAUUACUUGAUGAGCACAUCAUGCAGUCCUUGCUCAUUCAAAGUCUGGAGCAAGGAUGAGGGCUGCUUUUAUAAAAAUUUUGUUGUUGUUGUUGUUCUGUGCUGUUUUGAUUUUUCUUCUUGGAUCCGGUGGCCAGCUCCAGUUGGCUUCCUGCUGUUUGCUCUCUGCCCUGCCUGGCCCCAUCAUGAUCUCCUGCCCUGUCCAAGGCCAUGUUUGAGAGGAGGCUCUGAAGUGUUGCUCAAGAGGAGAGCUCUCAUAACAGGGGUGCAGCAGCCCCUUUGCCAUUGUGCACUACUCUUCCAUCUGUGGGACACGUGGUUCUAAUUAAUGAAGCCUUGGUGUGUGCUGGGAACUUGGUUUUGACUCUUCUAUUUUUUCCCCCCACCCUGCGGCAGCUUCUUAGAGAUUUGAUGAUAUCAGUGUUAUGAACUUGAGGUGGGAAAGUGGAAUUGUUGGGAGUUCAAGUUAAGCUUUUCAUUACUUUGUGUAAAUUGCAUGAACUGCUCUGACUUAAUACACAAACUCAUCUCUUACUCAUGCCAAGCCAUUCCCUCAAAUAGUCAUUAGAACAAACAGUAACUCAGUGAAUUACAAGCUCUGUAAGCUUUUAUGGGAAAAGAUGAGACAUCUACAAGUUGGACAAGUUGUAAAGUGUUUCUGCUGAAAUGUUAGGAGGUGUUUUUUCAGAAUCUCAUUUGAAAAACCAGAAUCUAUUUCACAGAGAAUCUUCACCAUAAUUACUAUGCAGUGUUUCUGGUAACCAGCUCCCAACACAGAUCUAAUGUAUGCUAUUGCUAUUCUGCAGUGCCAGCCCAUGUCACGACAUAUUGACUCCAGGCAUAUCAGGAAAUCCUGUUUUGUGAAAAAAUAAUGUCAAGGAGGUUUUCCUGGAUGUGAAAAGUCUACCAGCCUAGAUUUUAGUGUGCUUGCCUUUGAUUUGUGCUGGUGUAGACGUCCUUUAUCUAUACUAGUGUUGAACAUUCCUGGUCAAAAGAGAGGUCUCCCGCCUUCUGAAAUGUUAAAUAGGUGUGUAAUUCAUAGUACAGUCAAUAAAAAGCAGGUUUUGUAGUAGGCGUAUGAUAAAUUGGGUGUUUAAAAGGAAUUUUAAGGAACAUUUUAUGUUAAUAAAAAAAGAAAAGGAAGAGAACUGAAAAACAAUUGUUGAGUUUGCUGUUACCAAGGAACAAUUAAAAGCAAUAAAGACAUUUCAAGAAAGCUUACUAAUUUUUUUUUUAUGUGUCUUCAGGACAAAUAGAUUGACCUACCAUGCUGUCUGAGAUGGCAAAUUUUGUUAGAAUAUGAUACAGUAAUACCUGGCUAAAAUCUCUGUCUCUGCUCUUCCAAUGCAAACACCUAUUUGUGGUGUUAUUUUUUGCUUUUCCUGUUGUAGAACGGAUAUUUGUGGAUCCCCUGUGCAUGUUGGCUUUCCUGGGAUGACUGCAUUACCCAAAUAAUCAACAUCAAUAGAAAUGUCUUUUAUUUAGGGCUUUGAUGGCAUCAUAUUGGUAGCACCAAAAUGGCACUGUAAAAAUAUCUAUCUCCCGGAAAGAAAUAUUGAGAUGAAAUAUUGACAUAUUUCUGUCCAAUAGGAAAGGGGAUUUUCUGCAGAAUGCUCCAGAAGAUUCUGAGAGUCCAGGACUAACUGAGCUCGAAACGUGAAUUUGUUGUUAUUUCUGUCCAGCCAAUUGUAAAUCACAUGUUGAUUUAAGUCAUAUAGCAUUAAAAAUCAGAAUCUGAAAACUUUCUGUGCAUGCAUCCUCAACUCCUGCCACCCACCUUGCAUACAGUGCAUAUAGUUUCUAACUGCAUAAUUACCUAAUUCUCAAAUAAAAAAUGUGCAUGUGUUUUCCUGUCCUUA